AUGGAGAAAGCCGAUGAUUACACGGCGUCGUUUUGUCCUAGCUUUAGCAGUUACGCUAACAACGGACUCGCCGAAACCGCCGAGCGAGUUCGACGUGAAUUUUCAGGUGAAUACAACGACGAAGACGACGACGAUAGCUUCGAAUUCGCGAAUCCACGAUCGGACUGUGAGGCGGCGGCGUCUUUCUCCGGCGGCUGCGAUCUCGUGUUUCCGGUUUUCAAUCAGGCUAUAAUCUCCUCCGUGAAACCCGACGAGUCUUCUCGUGCGGAGAUUACGACUAAACUAAGUGAUCUGUUCCUACGCGACCGCGACGAUUCGUCGUCAUCUUCGUCCGACGAAGAGAAAGAGAUUGACGGAGUCUCCAGAGAGGUUUACGGUCCAUGCACGCCGGAGAAACCGCCCGAGGGUGGUUGGAGAAAGAGCAAAUCGACGGGAUCAUCAUCAUCGUCGUCGAGACGGUGGAGGAUUAGGGAUUUGUUGAAGAGAAGUUACAGCGAAGGGAAACAAUCGCUUAGUUUUCUGAAUUCGUCGAGUUCUACAAACAGAGAGGAAUCAUCGAAGGAGAAGGAGAAGAAGAAGAAGGAAGAGAAGGUUUCUUCGGCACAUGAGAAGUUUUAUCUGAAGAAGAAAGCGAAGAAGGAAGAAGAGAAGAGAAGAUCGUAUUUACCGUACAAGCAACAUCUCUUUGGCCUCUUCUCCUUCAACGUUCAUCAUCAUCGCAACGGAAACACCCUUCUUUCUUCCUGA
Eruca vesicaria subsp. sativa (arugula) is the source of this 747-nucleotide messenger RNA. The record is from the annotation of a GenBank genome assembly. NCBI's taxonomy places the organism in Eukaryota, Viridiplantae, Streptophyta, Magnoliopsida, Brassicales, Brassicaceae.